AUGCAUCGACUACCGACAAUACUUGUUCUAUUUCUCAUACUUGUAAUAUAUCUAUUUGGUCAUACUGAAAGCGCUUCUUGUGGUGCAUACAAUCCAACAUUUUAUACCUGUUGUAACGGAGUGCUUACUUUCGGAUCCGGCAAGUCCUGCUGUGGUACAAAAGCCUAUGAUCCAACAUUUUACACCUGUUGUAACGGAGUGCUUACUUUCGGAUCCGGCAAGUCCUGCUGUGGUACAACAACCUAUGAUCCAACAUUUUACACCUGUUGUAACGGAGUGCUUACUUUCGGAUCCGGCAAGUCCUGCUGUGGUACAACAGCCUAUGAUCCGACAUUCUACACCUGCUGUAAUGGUGCUCUAACGUUUGGACGAGGUUUAGCCUGUGGAAAAUAG
This is a messenger RNA of Adineta ricciae, 393 nucleotides long. NCBI's taxonomy places the organism in Eukaryota, Metazoa, Rotifera, Eurotatoria, Adinetida, Adinetidae. The record is from the annotation of a GenBank genome assembly.